Messenger RNA from Aspergillus lentulus, 417 nucleotides. RefSeq lists its product as uncharacterized. The record is from RefSeq and is a predicted model, not a curated record. Lineage: Eukaryota; Fungi; Ascomycota; Eurotiomycetes; Eurotiales; Aspergillaceae.
AUGGCUCGUUUCAGCUUAUCCUUCCUUGCUCUCUGCUUCUUCCUGGCCCUCAUGGCCUCGGCCUUGCCCGCCAAGCGUGGUGACGACGAUUUGGACGCCGGUGAUGCCGUAGCAGCCGCUCUCAACGCUCUCAAGGCCUUUGAGAAUGUAAAGGAGGAGAAGAACGACAAUAACGACAUCCCCGAUAAGCCCUCGGCUGCUCAUGGAGCCAAUGUGAAGGAGGGAACCACCACGCCGCAGCCCAUCCCAUCGGGCACUCGCACCACGGUGCAGACCCCCGCCGCUGCCAGUAGCUCUGCUGCUGCUGCUCCGAAGAAGAAGAAGCAGAGCAGCACAAACAUGCUCUCGCACAUUCCCAUCAUUGGAGGUGUGUUGGGAGGUGGUGAGGGUCUGGGAAGCCUUCUGCCAACUCGGUAG